GACCACUCGUCGAACACAGCAAUGUCCUCGCGCAAGCUGGGUCAGUUUGCUGGUGCCAGCGAUUCAGGCAUCUUCCGGUGGUGGAUCGAGGUAUGCAAAAAACUGGGACGGGAGGAGUUCCAACUCCUGAAAAGUCUUUAUCUCGUGACCCUGCCGCUGCGAGUGCUGCAAGACAACGUGAAGGAACCGCAGGACCACGCGCAUCUUCUAUACGAUUUGCCGUUAGAGCGAGACGUAGCGACCCAUAGCGCUAUCGGAGAUGGUUACGUUCGAGAACCACUUACUCCCCAACAAUCACUGGCCCUGUUUGUCCACAGGCUUCAAUUGCUCGUCCCAGUUAAAGGUAGACUAAGCAAGGAAGACGAGCGAAAUUUGGGGGGCAAAGUUUGCAUCUCUAGCCUCGAGAGCCUAUUGGGUGUGCUGCCAAGUGUGGAAGGGGUCCAUUUUCCCACCGAAUCAAGGCUGAUGGAGUGCCUUGUAAAGUGUUAUGUGAAUCUGAGUUCUGCGCAGCGCUGUAAAAUAAAGGAAAAACUGGCGGAAUGUCUGGGGUUAAAUGUCGAGGUUGCAACUAUAUUUGAUGUCUUUGCCGAGUUAUUUAUUAAACAAAGGUCAAACUAUGACCCACAAGGAAUCGUUGCAAAGUUCACUUUUUCAAUGCAAUCGGCCCGGUGUGGCAGAGCUUCUUAUGAAGAUCUCCGAGAUUGUUUGCUCCAAUACAACAUACUCCACUCUGAAAUAAACCUACCAGAGAGAGAUCCUUCUCCUGAACCUGUUAUCAAUGAAAGGAUGCAGGAAGGCAUUACAAAUAUAAUUGAAAAUGACAGAAAUAGGUAUCGGAGUCACACGAUAAAGAGAGUCCUAUUUUUUACUGGUUUGUGUUUGCUGGUGUUAGUACAGCUGAUUGCUUGCGCAAUUGCAACGGGAGUUAUUGUAAAACAAACACCCCUCGAGGAUGUCAUCAAUAGGAAGGAUUCCAGCUGCAGUCAGACACACGGCCCUUUGAAUAAUUCGAUUGCUCCAAUAAUUGUUACACAAUUCAACACUUUUUCGUCUAAAUUAGUAACCGUAAAACAGCAGCAUUUCGAUUCGUAUUAUCGCCAAAAUCUGACCUACUAUGUGUUUCCUGCUAAUGGUGUACAUAGGUACAUAUACACUUCCACGGCAUCAUGGAUUGGUACUACCGGUAAUGAUAUAGAAAUCUACGUUUUGGAGGGAUCAACCAUUACUUUUACAGUAAAUAUCAGC
Geodia barretti is the source of this 1245-nucleotide messenger RNA. The record is from the annotation of a GenBank genome assembly. NCBI's taxonomy places the organism in Eukaryota, Metazoa, Porifera, Demospongiae, Tetractinellida, Geodiidae.